AUGGUCUGCCUCUGUACACGCUUGAGUAAAAGAGACUACGGCUCAUUGACAGACGACGAGGCAUGUACAGGGCGUAAGGAGACUGCUGUUUCUACUUUGACACAACCACAGAUAUACCUUCUGGAUGAGGCGGCCCGCUCCACAGAGCCCAGGCGGCUCCAGCUGCGACAGAGUCGACAAUCCGUUAGAGCAAAGCGGGUUCAAGUUAUGGCCAACCAGGCACCCUCUGCAAAAAGACCUAGAACAUCUUCUAUCAUUGUAUCGGCAGUCGGUUCGGUACCUCGAGGCGCAACCAAGACAGGUAAAACAGUCACGCGUCCAGGGCACACCAUUGUACGUCAUCCGUUAAAAAACCUGGGCAUGAAUCAAACAUCUCGUACCGAGGAAGACAUCUGUCAGCAGGAGACAUCGCUCGUAUCCCCAGUAACAUCUAUAUGUUUGACAGAAGACUUGAACGGGUCACAAGAGUCAGAGAGAUCUAUGCAUAGUGGGCUGUCGCAGAAGACAGUACAAAACAUCUCGAGCAUGGUGGGGACUAUCUCAUCACACCAGAGGUCGUGGAUCGAGUCCACCUGUAUCUUCACCGCUCUCCUUGGCUCGAAGCCGAGCGGCUGGACAGUCGCAAACCACUCCUCCGAAGCAGUUGAAUCCACACUUGCGAACACGUUUGUGCAAGUGCAGGUAAGCAUACUUCAACACCAAAUCUUCAACAAGCUUCUAGCCUAUGCUGCCAACAGCUUGUGGGCCGGGAAGCAUCUCGGUAGUAGCGAGAACCUGACGAAGUUGAGAAGACAUGGAAGUGGAGCAUCAGAAUUUGUUCGUGCUGCGGGGAAUGCCGCAAGUAUACUGUUGCUGGUACCUCCAUCAUGGUGGGAGCAUUUGACAUCGUUCUUGCUUCAAAGCUGA
Messenger RNA from Aureobasidium melanogenum CBS 110374, 906 nucleotides. RefSeq lists its product as uncharacterized. Bases 1 to 906 code for a protein of 301 amino acids. The record is from RefSeq and is a predicted model, not a curated record. NCBI's taxonomy places the organism in Eukaryota, Fungi, Ascomycota, Dothideomycetes, Dothideales, Saccotheciaceae. The transcript has a single exon.